Messenger RNA from Notodromas monacha, 1705 nucleotides. NCBI's taxonomy places the organism in Eukaryota, Metazoa, Arthropoda, Ostracoda, Podocopida, Cyprididae. The record is from the annotation of a GenBank genome assembly.
AUGGCGAGAGCCGCUUGGAACCUCCCGAAAGAAGCUGAAGUUACCACGUCUCUGUUGGAUGUGAUGUCAGAAGAAUUGGCGCAGGAUCUUCACGAAAAAGAAUUGCAACGGAAGAUUGAGGGAAACCUAGAUGCCUUUGCCAUCCCACCUGACAAAGGGGAGUUCGAUGUUUCGAAUGACGAGUUGCUUGCGAGGAUACUUCAAAGGGAACUCGAUCGAGAAUAUGACACCCAGCUAAACCGACAAGAAGCGAAAUAUAAUGGAAACUCGAAAGUGAGCGUUUCAUUUGCGAACUAUCGCCGUUGCGACGAUGACGUGGAGUCUGAAAGUUCUGAAGACGACGCAGAUCCCAUUUUCUGGGAUACUUUUGAGAGCAACGACAAAACCGCCGUGAAACCUGGACGAUGUGGCUAUGUCCGGAGCAACGAUGGAAUGAUGAAAACCAAGCAUGACAGCGAAACUUGUUCCCGCAACAAUGCAAAGCGAGUCAUGGCGUUUCCUCCCGAUUUCAACACUGGAGAUGCCGGAGGCUUUGACAUGCAGCUACCAAACCAUGUAUUCAAUUCCUUGAAGUUACAUUCUCAACAAGAAGCUGGCCGAAGAGCCCGACUCCACGAGAAAAAGGACAAAUCCACAGCGGUGGCUGCAGUUGAUGAGAAGACUCGGUUGCAGCUUUUCAAGUGGAUCAACGCUGGCGUUUUGGAUGCUGUUCACGGCAUUGUGAGCACAGGGAAGGAAGCCGUCGUGCUUCAUGCCAAGGGUGGAGCUGCAGAAACUGAAGAUCCGGUCUACAUCGGGAUUCCGGAUGAAUGUGCGAUCAAGGUUUUCAAAACAACGUUGAAUGAAUAUAAAACGCGGGACAAGUACAUUCGUGAUGAUCAUCGUUACAAGGACAAACUUUCGAAGCUGAACCCGCGAAAAAUUAUACACACUUGGGCCGAAAAGGAGUUACACAAUCUAACGCGCUUGCGAGCUGCUGGAGUAAGAUGUCCUAAACCCGUUACGUUGAAGAAACACGUCCUGCUGAUGGAGUUUCUGGGGAAGGACAACAUCCCCGCACCAAAAUUGAAGGACGCCAAUUUAACAGCAACAGAGUUGGCGUUUGCUUAUAAGCAGAUCGUAGAGGGUAUGGUGACGAUUUAUCGUGAUGCUGAACUCGUUCAUGCCGAUCUGUCAGAAUACAAUAUUUUAUGGCACAAGGGUAAUUGCUACUUCAUCGAUGUUAGCCAGGCUGUCAUCCGGACUGCACCGAAUGCUUUGAAGUUUUUGCACCGUGACUGCGGAAAUAUUGUCAACUUCUUCAACCGAAAUGGUCUCGACGGAAUAUUGACAGUACACGAACUUUUCCACGUCAUCACUGGUUUGCCACUCACGCACGAAGAGACUGAUAUUUACACUCAGAUUCAAGAUUACGAGAAGGACGAGAAUACGAUGCGCCAGGGAUGCUCUGUGACCGAAUACAACUUCGACUUUUUUUGGGAACGUUCUCGUAUCAAUUCUGCAUCUUGCCCUCUGAGAAAGCUUCAAGAAGUAGAAGAACCGUGCCGUUCUUUGGAAUCGAUGAAUGACCCUCUCCUGGAAGUUCCUUUGAAUGUUUGACGUGAUACCCGCCAAACCCCCCCCCCAAUUCGUGAUUCUUAACAGAUCGUCGUUGGAAAUUCCGUUAUUGCUGAAAAUAAAAGUCUCAAAGUUGCACGAAGCCAAA